AUGUACUUGGGAGCGGUGGACCUGCAGUGUGAGGCGAACAACACGGAGCAUCACACCGUUGAAAUAGACACGGACAGGCUCCUCGUCCGAAGAGGACAAGAAUUCCGCCUUUCUGUGGAAUACAGACGCCAAGACUUCCUGGAGGGCGAAGACCAGCUCACGGUCAGGUAGCAUCUGUGGAAAGAGAACCAAAUUCGCAUCGAAGCUGUCAAAUCGACGGCGAAGCAGGACAAGUGGACGUACAGUGUGAAACCCACUCCGGGGCACAUUCACCUGACCGUGCACAGCCCAGCCAAUGCCUGCAUCGGUGUCUAUAAGAUGCAUUUACUCUUCUGUCCCAGUGGAGGGGAAGGUGUGCAGCAGAUCACUGCAGGGACCUUUCACCUUCUCUUCAACCCCUGGUGUAAAAAGGACACUGUGUACCUGCCCGACGAGGAACUACUGGAGGACUACAUUCUGAAUGAGAAUGGAAUCAUCUACCGUACCGUCUUUCUCCCAUUAUCAUGGAAUUUUGGACAAUUUGAAAAAGAUGUCGUCGAUAUUUGCUUUCAAAUUUUGGACAAUAGUCUAUCUGCUCUGAAAGAUCCUUUGUCCGAUGCUUUGAAGAGAGGUGAUCCAAUAUAUAUCAGCAGAAUAUUGACUGCUAUGGUGAAUUCAAAUGAUGACAAAGGUGUAGUUUCAGGAAGGUGGGAUGGUGAUUACUCCGAUGGGACUGCCCCCACCAGAUGGAAUGGGAGUCUCCCAAUUUUACGCAAGUGGAGCAGUGCUGGGGCUAAGAGAGUACGAUAUGGGCAAUGCUGGGUCUUUGCUGCCGUCGCUUGCACAGUUUUGAGGUGUUUGGGGAUCCCGAGUCGCUGUGUUACAAAUUAUUCCUCUGCUCAUGACUGUGAUGCUAAUUUGAAAGUGGAUCAUUAUUUAAAAAGUGAGGAUUGUUCACAUAUCCUUCCAGCAAGGAAAGACAUGGUAUGGAACUACCACUGUUGGGUAGAAUCAUGGAUGGCUCGUCCUGACCUUCCCUCUGGUUAUGAUGGAUGGCAAGUAUUGGAUCCUACUCCACAAGAAAGGAGUGAUGGGAUAUUCUGCUGUGGUCCUUGCCCCGUCAAAGCAAUAAAAGAAGGUCAGCUCGAUUUGAAAUAUGAUGCUGCAUUUAUCUUCUCCGAGGUCAAUGCAGAUGUGGUUUACUGGUUUAUGAAAAAAGAUGGAACAAAGAGGAAACUGUUAGUCAAACAAAACCAAGUGGGAAAAAACAUUGUUACCAAAAGUGCUUACUCAGACAAAAGAGAAGAUAUCACUUUGGAUUAUAAAUACCCAGAGGGGUCCAAAAAGGAACGGGAGAUCUACAACAAAGCAGGAAAGAAAAUCCAACCCGCCGACACACAAUACCAAGAUUUAAAGGUCACCAUAAAACAUGUUUAUGCAAUACUUGGAAGUGAUUUCAGUGCCUAUUUCCAGAUUGCUAAUAAUGGCUUUAUGGACAAAAACAUCAAUAUGAUUAUAUCUGCAAAUGCUAUAACUUAUGCUGGGGCCAUUUUAAAGCAAUUCAGCAGGAGGUCCACCAAAUUUGUGUUAAAAGCCACUUCAGAAAAAACAGAAGUUCUGAGACUGAGAUAUGAAGAUUAUGGUGAACACCUCUCUGAACAUAAUUUAAUUCGAUUGACUGCUGUGCUUGUAUCUGAGGACAUGACUGAAUUGAACCUGAAGGAGAAGGAUAUUGUUCUGAAAGUGCCUCGGCUUGCCGUUCAGGUUGAAGGUGAACCAAUCCUCCAUAAAAAGCUGACUGCUCAAAUAAAAUUUGUAAAUCCUCUUCCCAUCACAUUAACUAAAGGCGUCUUCAGUGUGGAGGGCUCUGGACUCACAGAUCUACAGGAAAUUGAAUCUCCAAUUGCAUCCAUCAGUUCUGGUGAAGAAGUUGUGGUGACUGUAACUUUUACACCAACCAAGACCGGUUUGCGGAAGCUUAUGGUGGAUUUUGACAGCAACAGACUCCGUGAUGCUAAAGGUUCCGCCAACAUUAUUGUCAGACGAGCUUAG
Pristis pectinata (smalltooth sawfish) is the source of this 2031-nucleotide messenger RNA. It is a transcript of the gene tgm2l, whose product is annotated as transglutaminase 2, like. Gene Ontology annotation, molecular function: protein-glutamine gamma-glutamyltransferase activity. Gene Ontology annotation, biological process: peptide cross-linking. The record is from RefSeq and is a predicted model, not a curated record. The transcript is spliced from 13 exons. NCBI's taxonomy places the organism in Eukaryota, Metazoa, Chordata, Chondrichthyes, Rhinopristiformes, Pristidae.